Molecule: messenger RNA, 3136 nt
Organism: Juglans microcarpa x Juglans regia
Lineage: Eukaryota; Viridiplantae; Streptophyta; Magnoliopsida; Fagales; Juglandaceae
Product: pentatricopeptide repeat-containing protein At1g62260, mitochondrial
Exons: 2
Coding region: 152-2173 (673 amino acids)
Biological process (GO): RNA modification
Molecular function (GO): protein binding; RNA binding
Source: RefSeq, a predicted model, not a curated record
AGAGUUGCUGUAGUCACGUACGAUGAAAUGGUUAGAACGACAGCGUUUACGUCCUGUUUGUGACAUUGGGGUGGGGAUCGGAUGAGCAGGCGCAGCUGGCUGCGUGUCUCUCAGCAGCUGAACCGUACUUCAGUCUUCAGAUACUAACCUGAUGAUUCGUUGGAGGAGAAUGCGAAACCCGAGUUUCGCUGUACACGGACUACUCAGAAAUAUACAGGGACCUUGUCACGGGCCCAUGCUUACUCGCAUAUCUAACAAUGGGUCUGUCCCUUCCUGUUCUUUUACCACAGGUUUGAGACCUAAGAGUUCUUAUCGGGACACUGACUUAUAUUCAUUAAACAAAAAGAUCUCCCAUUUGAUCAGGACUGGUCGGAUUUUUGAAGCGAGAGCCCUGUUUGAUAGUACGAAGAACCGAAAUACUGUUACGUGGAAUUCAAUGAUAAGUGGGUAUGUUCAACGAAGAGAGAUGGGUAAGGCACGUAAGCUGUUUAAUGAAUUGCCUGAAAGAGAUAUUGUAUCGUGGAAUUUGAUGAUUUCAGGUUAUAUUUCAUGUCGUGGAAGUGGGUAUAUUGAGGAGGGGAGGAAAUUGUUUGAUAACAUGCCAGAGAGAGAUUGCGUUUCGUGGAACACUAUGAUCAGUGGUUAUGCAAAGAAUGGCAAGAUGGAUGAGGCGUUACAGCUUUUUACUAGUAUGCCUAAGCGUAAUGUCAUUUCUUGGAAUGCUAUGAUUACUGGGUUUUUACGUAAUGGUAAUGUGGUGCGUGCUAUUGAGUUUUUUGAGAGAAUGCCAGAACGGGAUGCAGCUUCCCUCAGUGCACUCAUAUCGGGUCUUAUUCAGAAUGAUGAGUUGGAUAAAGCUGCAAGAGUUCUUUUUGAGUUUGGUAAUAAGGAUGAAGCCAAAGAAGACUUAGUGCAUGCAUAUAAUACUUUGAUUGCAGGCUAUGGUCAGGUAGGAAGGGUUGAAGAAGCACGACACCUUUUUGAUCAUAUUCCAUUUUAUCAUGAUCAAAGUAAAGAGGGUAAUGUGACAUUCAAGAGAAAUUUGGUAUCAUGGAAUUCUAUGAUUAUGUGCUAUGUGAAAGUGGGAGAUAUUGCUUCUGCCAGGGAACUUUUUGACCUAAUGGCAGAAAGGGAUACUUUUUCCUGGAAUACAAUGAUCUGUGGCUAUGUCCAUUCGUCUAAUAUGGAAGAGGCUUCAAAUCUCUUUGGUAAAAUGCCAAAUCCUGAUACCCUUUCAUGGAAUACAAUGAUAUCGGGGUUCAUGGAAAUUGGCAGUUUAACCCUUGCUAAUGACUUCUUCGAAAGGAUGCCCCAGAGGAACCUGGUAUCCUGGAACUCCAUGAUUGCAGGAUAUGAGAAAAAUGAGGACUACAAUGAAGCAGCUAAACUCUUCACUCAGAUGCUACUUGAAGGGGAGAAACCUGAUAGACACACUUUAUCUUCAGUUCUCAGCGUGUGUACUGGGCUAGUGGAUCUUCACCUAGGUAUGCAGAUCCAUCAGCUGGUCACAAAGACAGUUAUUCCAGAUGUGCCAAUAUAUAACUCUCUCAUUACCAUGUAUUCAAGAUGUGGGGCAAUAAAUCAGGCACGGACCAUUUUUGGCAAGAUGAAACUGCAGAAAGAUGUAAUCUCUUGGAAUGCAAUGAUUGGUGGUUACGCAUCUCAUGGUUUUUCCAAAGAGGCUCUUGAGCUCUUUGAAGUGAUGAGGAGGCUUAAAGUGCAGCCUACAUAUAUUACCUUUAUCUCAGUUUUGCAUGCAUGUGCUCAUGCAGGAUUAGUUGAAGAAGGCCGGAAACAAUUCAAAUCCAUGACUUGUGAAUUUGAUAUUGAACCACGGGUUGAACAUUUUGCUGCGCUUGUGGAUAUUGUGGGUCGGCAUGGGCAGCUUGAGGAGGCCAUGGAUUUGAUCAAUAGUAUGCCAUGUGAACCAGAUAAGGCUGUAUGGGGUGCAUUAUUAAGUGCUUGUAGGGUGCAUCAGAAUGUAGAGUUGGCCCGAGUUGCUGCUGAAGCAUUGAUGAGACUUGAACCCAAAAGUUCAGCCCCAUAUGUGUUGCUAUAUAAUAUGUAUGCUGAUGUUGGACAGUGGGAUGAUGCAGCAGAAAUUAGAAUGUUGAUGGAAAAGAAUAAUAUCAUAAAGCAACCAGGGUAUAGUUGGGUAGAUUCUUCGAACUGAUGAUAAUAUCAGUGAUCAAAUGACCUGAUUAAUUGGAUUCAGUGGGGUAUUUUCCUUGCAAUGUAUUUCAGUUCCCUCUUAUCGAGAGAAUACAAAAUCAGCCUACAGGAUUCAGUAAAAUGGUUGUUUGUAUAACCUGGACUUGCAAGAGAGAAAAUUUAAAUGAAAAGGUAGAGCAAGAUCAACUUGAGUGUUUCAUCUGAUGUUGGUCAGAUUUAAACGUCUGUUCUGGCAGUUUUGUUUUGAUGAAUAUUCACAUAUGAGCUGGGGCAGAGCAGUUGUAGCAGUUUGGAUGGGGCAAACCCUGUGAAUAUGGAGUAUACAUGUUGCAGCUGCUGAUCUUUUAUAGCUUUCAGGCUUGCAACUGCUCUGCAUCACCAAUGUGUCACCUCUAUUGGAUCCCCCAAAAGGAAAGGGGAAAGACAAAGUUUUUGGCCUGGCUCAAUGCACAGAGGGGAUGUGAGCCACACAGACUGCUCGAGUUGGAUCCAUGAUGCAGCAAACCAGAUAUGGAAAAGCUGUCCAAAUUGUUGCAAGAAUAAGAGCUUAAUUGGGGAAGUUGAUACAUCUUGGGUGUUUUCUACUACAAUAUUAUAGAUGCUGUAACAGAUCCUGAAAACUUCCACAGAGAACUUGGAGCUCUGAUAGAUGAAAUUAGAGCAUGAGUUGUUGAGCCUAAGAAUGAAGGGUUUGAGAGAGGUGACACCAAGUUGUCUCCGUUUGUGACUCUUUAUGCAUUGGCACAGUGCACAAGCCACCAUUUUGGAUAUAUUGUGCUCAGUGUUUGGCCAUCACUGCUGGCAGUUUUGAAGAACAUUGCAAUGAUCGGAAGGGGUGCCAAGUUAUGUAUAGAAGUUGUUAUGUCCGAUACAAGCUCUAUCCUUUGUUCUUUCCACUUGUUUCAAACAAUACUGGGGUUGAUACUCUGAUGGCUAUAGUUUAUCCAAGAAUAUUUUAAGCCUA